Messenger RNA from Xyrichtys novacula (pearly razorfish), 2887 nucleotides. The record is from the annotation of a GenBank genome assembly. Lineage: Eukaryota; Metazoa; Chordata; Actinopteri; Labriformes; Labridae.
AUGUCUACCAAGAUACUGUCUUUAAACAGCACGGUUUUCAAAUGGAUGAAAACGUUUCACACCAGCUGUCCACGAGGGUUUAGGUAAGACACGCCGGAUAACUUUUUGGUAAUGUGUAAACUUUUAUAUAAACUGCUUAUACAACAACCAUGCAUGCAGCAUAACUUCCUCAUUUUUAACUUCCACAGAACUGCAGCUGCGUCUCUUAGUUCCGUCAGUUUGAAGGGUCGAAGCUUCCUAACUUUGAAAGAUUUCAGCCCAGAUGAAAUCAAGAGGCUGCUGUGGGUCUCAGGAGACCUCAAACAUCGGAUCAAACAUGAAAAACAGGUAGCUGGUGUUUGCUAACAUCUGUUGACUGCAGUGUGCAUUUGCAAAUGUUCUCAGUUGUAACUGUCAAGGUCAAUCUUCAGUGUCUGAAGCUAACUUUCUUCUCCAUUUUAGUAUCUUCCUCUUCUCCAGGGGAAGUCCAUUGCCAUGAUAUUUGAGAAGAGGAGCACCAGAACAAGAAUGUCUACAGAAACAGGUGUCCCUUAUGUAUUCAUAUAUCUUCAAAUGGUUUAUGACAUGUGCUGUAUUGAAACUUAUAUGUAAAAACAUUAAAGUGGCACAAUGCAGUCACCAUGCAGUUGUUAGAUUAACCCAUUAGAUACACAUUGAUAGAAUGAAUGUAAUAGGGUUCUAGUAUCUCAUAAAUUUAGCCUGGCUGUUUUGAUCCAUUAGUAGCUUUAGCAAUGUAAAUGCCACCCCUUGUUUUUGACACAAAAGAACUGCUGAAAGGGGACUUUGAAAGCACCAUGGGAACAAUGCUGUUUGCACCUAAACUGCAUCCAUACCCCACUCCUAUGCUGAACUUGGUGUGGGCUUAAAAGACAGUUUCUAUUUGAGGAUGAUUCAGUGUUUUUACUCCAGGUUUUGCUUUGCUUGGCGGGCACCCCUGUUUCCUCAAAUCUGAGGACAUCCACCUUGGAGUGAACGAGAGUAGCACAGACACAGCUAGGUAUGAAAUUCAUUAUGGUUUUGUUCUUUACCAUGUGGGUUACAUAUCUCCACUCCUUAUUUGUCUGUUAAUCUCAAAAAAAUCUUAAUCAGCAUGGUGUUUUUUAAGGCAGCGCUGCUUCACUUGUAUAAUAUUGCUUUGGUCCUCUGCUGCUUUUAAUAACUAAAAGGAAAGAUUAGAUUUUGUGGAUCACCACAUGAACCAAUUUUACAUGCACCCCUGUGUAAUCUCUAACCCCCCGCCACAGGGUUCUCUCAGGGCUGUGUGAUAUUGUCUUGGCACGAGUGUAUAGCCACUCCACACUGGAAGAACUGGAUAAGGAGGCCUCCAUCCCCAUCAUUAAUGGCCUGUCUGACCUCAGCCACCCAAUCCAGAUCCUAGCUGACUACCUCACUUUGCAGGUAAUGUAGCAGCUUCCUGGCAUCCUGCUGUUUAAAUAAUUGAGAUGAUAAAGUCAGCUUGUUUUUCAAAUAUUUCCUCCCAGGAACAUUAUGGCUCCCUGAGUGGACUAACAGUCAGCUGGAUUGGAGAUGGGAACAAUGUCCUCCACUCCUUCAUGAUGUCAGCAGCCAAACUAGGAAUACAUCUGAAGAUUGCUACACCAAAGGUUUGCUUCUUUUUAUGUGGGAACAUCAACUGUAACUGUCUUAUCAUUGCUAGAGUUGAUCCUUUCCACAGAAUAUCCUGGGGAACUAAAAAUAUAUUGUUUUCUUUUUAUAAAAUAUAUGAAUAUUCAGCAACUGAUCUACAUUUUUACUUUAAUUUGUAGGGAUAUGAACCAGAGAAAAGUGUAAUUGAAGAGGCACAAAGACUCUCCAAAGAGGUGAAUUAUUGUUCAUGUGUCCUAGCUUUAAACAAACCUCUUGUCAAAAGACGUCUCAUUAAUUCAUAAAAUUGUAUUUUGUCUCAGCACGGGACCAAGCUGGUUCUGACCAAUGACCCCAUGGAGGCUGCCCAUGGCAGCAAUGUUUUGGUCACUAGCACCUGGGUUAGCAUGGGGCAGGAGGAGGAGAAAAAAAGAGGCUUAAUGACUUUAAAGGUUACCAAAUUACUAUGCAGGUAAGAUGUGGGGAGUUUUACAAAUAUAAAGAUGCACAUUUUGACUUGAACACUUUCUCUAUGGCUCAGAAAGAAAGAGGAGUCAAUCAUUACAUAUCAGUAGCGUUUAGAGAUGGAAGGCGUUUUCUGCUAUGUAAAAGACACUGAACUUUAAUUCAGAGCAAACUUAUGUUUUGUCUUUAAUAGACUAUAGUUUUCUGAAAAAUGAGAAAGUGAGGUGAUGUGAUUUUCAUUAACAAAACAUGUCUUUAUGUCAUAUAUAUAAACACACAUUAUGGACCGUUUUAUUUUGGAGAAACUACCUCUGAACUGAUCCAAAUCAGUCAUUUGUCAGCCAAAUAUGUGUGAGCAUAGGAGAUGUUUGAUUCCAGUUUUGAAUUGAUUCAAGGUAUUAACAUAAAACAGCUUCUGGAAAACAAAAGAGAAAUGGACCCGCACUGCAAACAAAAAGAAACUGUAAUGUAUUUAACAUAUAUGUAUAUCUGACUAGCCAUUAUUGUUGCAUUACUCCAUCCUGACUUUCUCACUCAUCUACAGACAGCACGUGGAGCCAAACCAGACUGGACCUUCCUGCACUGUCUUCCACGGAAAAUGGGGGAGGUGGAGGUGGAUGACGAGGUAUUCUACUCUCCCCGUUCACUUGUCUUUCCUGAGGCAGAGAACAGGAAAUGGACCAACAUGGUGAGCAGCCUUGAGAAAAACUCACCAUUAUUUAACAUAUAAUUUUAUACAUAAGUAGGUUCAUUUAGACCCAUAGUCAGCUUUUACUCUCUCUCUCUUCUAAUCAUGACAUCCUUUUUCUCUUACAGGGUCUGGUGGUUUCUCUUCUGA